AUGCCCGGGAGGGAGGGGGACCGGGACCCGACUACGGGCGGUUACGACGCCAACGUGGAAACCUUGGCGUUGACAGAGUCCGGCGGGUCGUACGAAGCGUUCAUCGACUUCGACGAAAACAGUCAGUCCGAGAGGGGGUUGCCCACUGGCUCGCUCCGUGCGGGCAGCUCGAACAACUGGUCCUUCAACAGCAGGCGCAGCAGGCGAACCGGCCUGGUCGGUGUCCAGAGCUAUCACUUCUCGUCGUCGUAUAUUGGGAGGGCCAUAUCGGCUCCGGGGCAAGGGCAAACCGGUCCAUCGAUACUUUACGGAGGAGGCGGAACAGGGAGCGAGGGCAACGUCGGGGGGGGCGCCGGACGGGGAGUGGUGCUGGAGGAUAUGGCCAGGGGCCGGGCCAACGUGUCCAUCCGGUUCUACCCCGACGCUGACGCUGAAACUAACGACGGCGGUGACCAACAGCCUGCGGCAGUGACGACUUCCGAUGGUUCAGCGGACGGGUAUCGCUUCAUCCCCCUUUCCCCCGAUGCCUUGACCUUCUUCACCAAGGGCAGUACGGACCGAGCCGAGCGGAACCAGGAGAUCCACGAUGCAACCGCGGCAAUGCUCGAGGCUGCGGUGCCCAACGUGGUGGAAAAGCUGACAAGCCUCCCCCAAGAUGUCCAGAAAACACUCCAUCUCGAUGUGGAGCUUCACAGGCACGGCGUGAAUGUCCGACACCUCGGGAGAGUGCGCUAUCUGCUGAUGGAGCAGAACAAGCCCGAGAACGAGUUGCUGAAGGACAUGAUGCUGACGGAGAUGAUCGCGCGCACGCUGAAAAACAUCCUUAGAUGUUUUCAGCGAACGUGGAUGAAGGCAGAGCGGUCCACGAGCGAGCAGGGCAUGCGCAUGCUUGUGGUGAGGUUCCUAAACCUGGUGACCGGAGCCCACGUCAACUCCGCCACGUUCUGGAAGAAAAAUGUGUUAACCGGGGUGCUGCAGAGGUUCGGGCUCGUGUCCCUCACGACGUCGGAGAGGAGAGACGUCCAGAAGAUCAGCCGGAACCCGUGCGUCCUCCAGGACUGCGUCUUCAAGCUGACGGAGAUGCAGGGAGUGGAGCUAACGGAAGACGCCAAGGCCCACUUUUACGCCGAUUCCCCGGUUGGCUUCGAGUUCAUGGUCUCAGACAUCCACGAGAUCAAACCCAUCGUCAGAUACAUGCACAUCCUGGACUACGGCGGGGGCGUGAUGCUGUCGAUGCAGGCACAAAGGCUGAAGGAAGAGGGGGAACGGAACGCGCGCACAGUGGAACGCCUUCAAGGCAUGGCCAACAAGUUCUUCAUCACGGCCUACAGAUCCCUCCCGGAUGAUAUUGCCACGCGGGCGGCCAUCCUCUCGUACCAUAAGUCCGUCGCUCUGUUCCCCAGCGCACCGGGCGACCAGUCGGUGCACUCCUCCAGCGGCGGCGGAAGCGGCGGCGGAAGCGGCGGCGGAAGCGGCGGCGGAGGCGGCGGCGAGAGCGUGUACGACCUCAGGGCCGACCCGACCUUGGAGAACGGCGCUCGCUACAGUUGCGUCAUGAGGAGCCUGACGCAAAUGACGUCAUGUUUCACGGCAUGGCGGCAAACUCCCAAGGAGGUACUGAAUCCGACGCGAAACGCGGUAGGCCCGGGCAGGUUCACCUCCAUUGGCGGGGUAAGCGACGCCACCGCGCAUUGCUCCGACGAAGAGGAAAGCGUAAGCAACAACGAGCUAGGACCACCCCCAACGCACCAUCCUGGACAGUUAAUGUUCGGUCAAGCUCCGGGACACCCGCCAUAAGGGAAAUGGGCGCGUGAUAAAUAGCACUCUCUUCUUUUAUUUUUAUUUUUGCUACCAUAUUGCCCACUUUGUUCCAAAGCACGCACAUGCAUCAUUGGUUGCUUUCAGCACCAACCGUUUUUUUCUUGCCUGUCGGGGACGCGUUGAUUCCGAACGCAUCACUCUGUGCGCUUCGCGCAUAGUGCAAGAAUGCCAGCAUGGGCUCUCUUUGACAGGGUGGUUUAAGGCACAUGACCUUUUUUUUUUGUUAGGGCGAGCGUUCCUGCUCACGUUCUAAAGGCCCGCGUGGUACGUGUUAAACAUCUUGUUUUUUUGUUUUUUUGUACUUUCUUCGUGGAAAUCGUGGUGAUCUCCGCAGGCGGUACCCAGCGUAGAAUGAGUCUCUUGGUUUUCGCGUACUCUUUUGCGGUCGGAUAAUGUAGAAAGGUUGGUGGUGCUCCUUUUUUGCGAUGACAGCAAGCGUUGGAUGCAUGCCAUCGCUUGGCGCCUCGUUUGUUGCCAUGGUUGCGGUGAUAGCAAGCAGUGGGUGCAUGUCACCGAACCGCUUGCCGCUUGGUCGGAAGAGGUAGUGUAGAUCAUUACACAGAAGGUCUAGCAUCUGGCCGCCUUUUGUGCCUCGUCUAUGCGUACUAGCUGGGCCCGGUAGGGAGUGCUGUUUUUGGUUUUGUUGACGCUCUACUCGAGCCGGCCUGCUUGUGAUAGCCUUCGCAGUUGACGCUUCACAGUUAUUGAGAACCGGUCGGUUUUGGCUCACAGCUAUGGAGAUAUUAAAAGGUUGGGGUAUUGCGGUGUCCGUGGGCCCCUAGUAGGGCAUCAGGCACGUUGGCCUUGCCGCAGCAGCACUACAAUUCACAGAGGUGUCGCUUGGGCGUUCUCUGUCUUCGUUAAGGCGAUGGUGCCGUGCAUAGGGUUUCAGUUCCUUUCGUUGUUUCAUUUAGCGUUACAGCUACGAUGCUGUUUCAACCGUUUCAUGGUGUGUGGCGGUGGCACGGUCUCGCGACGAUAUGCACUGCCGUCGGUUUUCCCAGCAGGCUGUGCCUCUUGUAUUGCCGUGUUUAGUAUCUCGGUCGAUGUGUAUCUUUUGUUCAUGGUUUAGACUUGAUCAUUUUCCCUCAUCCAGGUGGGUUGUCUGUUAAUGCUUGAAGAGUAUCCGCGUACAUUACUGUAUAGGGUUCAAUUUUUGGUGCUCUUUGUUGCAUCUCUGUUUUUUCAUCGAUUGUCGUUUUACGAUUUGUUUGAUCUUUCUACAUACAAACGGAGUCGUCCCUUGGUUAUUUAGUUACAGGUACAAUGUAUAUCGUUGGCACUUGUGUUCGCUCUUUUGAAUCGACACCGUUUCUUGGCGAUGGCCGGUAGGUACUGCACUGUUUGUAUAUUUUUUCUGCCCUGGCACGCAAGAACAACUUCGCCACCAGUUUCAGCGACACUGGAAGGGUAAGGGUUACCGUACUGUGUAUGUGUGGUGCCUUUCAUGGGAUGGUUCAUGUGUUUGAGAAUCUUUGUCCGGAGCACGAACGAGAGGCUCGUAAAAGAAAUCAUGUUUGAUUUUUGAUGUCAUCAACUUGAUUAUUCUUGCUGCAGAGUAAGAAAACUGAUAAGCAUCUCGACCAGUUUCGUCGGCGUUGCCUGUCUGAAGCUUUCCUUGCUUUUUUUUGACGGGAAGCCGCAAGUGCUUACUACGGUAACACUCUCGAGCACGAGACACAGC
This is a messenger RNA of Ectocarpus siliculosus, 3505 nucleotides long. NCBI's taxonomy places the organism in Eukaryota, Phaeophyceae, Ectocarpales, Ectocarpaceae. The record is from the annotation of a GenBank genome assembly.